ACGUGUCAAUAUUUGAGGCAAAGAGACAGAAAAAUUGGGGACAGGCGAUUUCCUCCCAAAUCCUCAAUCGUGUUCCAACUCGCACUAUUGCUUUUUCUACUGCUGCGCUACCACAGUGCUGGAAUUACUAAAUAGACUCCAAAGUUUUGGGCUUUUUGUAGAAUUGAAAACUAAUACAAAACUGAUUGGGUUAUGUUGGUGAAUGUUUGUAUCUGUGCAUUAUGUAUGUGUUAUUGUUUAGAAGAUGAGAGUUAUGAAUUGUUUGAUCUACUUUUUAGGUGCUGCACGCUGGGAACACCAAUAAGAACCCCAUUGGGAAGGUGGGAGUUAUGUCUUUUGCAGGUUCCUGUGUUGGAAACGCCAGACGGUCCUGUUUUUGAGAGCAAUGCCAUUGCGCGAUAUGUUACUCGUUUGAAGGCGGAUAAUCCCCUUUAUGGUUCUUCCUUGAUUGAAUAUGUAAGUGGUAUAAGUGGAAGAGGCACCCAAACCCAAGGCAAAGAAUCCUCUUGA
Molecule: messenger RNA, 510 nt
Organism: Rosa rugosa (rugosa rose)
Lineage: Eukaryota; Viridiplantae; Streptophyta; Magnoliopsida; Rosales; Rosaceae
Exons: 4
Coding region: 193-510 (105 amino acids)
Molecular function (GO): glutathione transferase activity
Source: RefSeq, a predicted model, not a curated record